AUGCGCUACUCCGAGAUCCUCGCCCUUGCCAUGGGCAACGUGGCCGCUGCUCAGUUCACCACCACCCGCUUCGCCAACACUACCACCGCUGCUUUUGAGACUGGCACUGCCACCUCAGGCACUGCUACUGUCGGCGCCGAGACCACCGGCACCGAGACUUCCGCUGCUUCCACCAGCACUGCUGCUGCUGGAGGCAUUGGAAGCCCUGACGGUUUCAACUUCCUCGGCUGCUUCUCUGGCAGUGGCUUCCCUGGCUUCUCCCUCGCCUACUCCAGCGAGAACAACGACGCCGACCUCUGUGCUGAGUCUUGUCUCGGAUCUAGCUUCUUCGGUCUCUACGACUCCAGCUGCUAUUGUGGUAACGAACUUGAUCUUUCCACCUCCACCUCUGUCAGCACCGAUCAGUGCGAUAUCACCUGCCCUGGCGAUGACUCUGAGAACUGCGGUGGCCUCGACAGCGGCUCCCGAAUGAUGCGCCGACAGGCCGUCGACAUCAACGUUCUCCUCUCCAUCUACGUCGCCAUUGGUGUCAACCCUGGCGGCGAGACCGAGACCGUUGUCAACACUGACUUCGUCACCGAGACUCUCCCUCCUGUCACCACCACAGCUACCGUUACCUUCACCCAGAGCGGUGAGACCUCCACCAAGACUGUCACCACUGUCAUCGCUGCUGUCCCCACCGACGUGAUCAUUGUCUGCUACGGCAACUACUGCGCUCCCCAAUACCACUGCCCUACCUGCACCAAGUUCCAGGUCGUUUGCAACGAUGGCCUCUGUGCGCCCGAAGAAUGCCACGACGAUACCUGGAACAAGCUCAAGAUCUGUGAGAGCGGAAGCUGCUACUACGCCGACUACGAGAACGAGGAGUGCAACCAGCGCAUUGUCUGCCACGGAUCCAGCUGCGAGCGCGAGACCUCUGUGGACUACGCCCGCAAGUUUGUCUGUGACGUCGAGGAGGAUCGCUACUACUUCGACGAGUGCCACGAUGACUGCUACAGCUACGAGAAGUGCUCCAACGGCGAGUGCGAGCCCGUUCACCCUCCCGUCUCACCUCCCAAGCCUGUCAGCCCUCCUAAGCCCAUUGUCCCCGGCAAGCCUCCUGUCGUUGUUGUCCCUGAGCCCAAGCCUGAGCAGCCCAUUGUCCCUGGCAAGCCCGAGACUCCUUACAGCCCCGAGACCCCUUCUAAGCCCGAGACUCCCUCCAAGCCUGUGAAGCCCGAGACUCCUUACAGCCCCGAGACUCCUUACAGCCCCGAGACCCCUUCCAAGCCCGAGACUCCCUCCAAGCCUGUGAAGCCCGAGACUCCUUCCAAGCCCGAGACUCCUGUCAAGUCCGAGACCCCCAACCAGCCCGAGCAGCCCACAAACCCUGAGCAGCCUUCUAAGUCCCAGCAGUCUGAGACCCCUGCUCAGUCUGGCAAGCCCCAGAACCCUGAGGUUCCUGUUGUCACCGCCGGUGCCACCAAGACCAUUGUUGGUUUCGCCGCUGCUUUCGCUGCCUUCGUCUUUGCCCUGUAA
Molecule: messenger RNA, 1518 nt
Organism: Fusarium sp. VM40
Lineage: Eukaryota; Fungi; Ascomycota; Sordariomycetes; Hypocreales; Nectriaceae
Source: the annotation of a GenBank genome assembly